UGAUGUGAUGUCUCCUCUGCUGUGAUUGGAUUGUGUCCUUGUCGCUCCGCUGUAACGCGGACGCAUCGAUUGUUGCGCACAGGGACCGAUUUUACGCACGGGAAUUAAACGACGAGUAUUUGAGAGAAAUAGCGAGGAGCUACACUUGUGAUAUGUAUUGACACUCCUCCACGUGUCUCUGGUGAUGUCUGCGUCAGGAUGUGAGCGUCCGCCUCUGGGUCACGUGACACUGAACAGAAACCUAUAUCAGUUCCUCCGAAAUGGAACCGAAACUGAUCGUGUCUCUUGUUGUCCCUGUUUCCCUUUUCUUUCCCUCCUUCUUGCGCCAGUCGGUCAGAUAAAUCCCCCGAAAUCUGGUGCAAUAGUUCGACAAAACGUCUUUAUAAAAGUGCAUACAGUGUCGUCUGAGGUGUUUACACGAUAGAAGCUUCGGACAGGACCUGACUUACCCGAUGCGAGAGGACCAGCUCAACACAGUCUACUACAGGGCAGUUUAGUGAUUUAGAAGUUCCACGUUCCGUGCUUGAUCUAUGAUUCCCGUCUUGCAUGUUGCUGUUAUAUCUGUCUGAGUCAUCUGAUCACCGGGAGGCUGCAGGACCACACACUUCCCACUAUUAACACCUGUGCCACUGGUUUGAACUCCUCUAGGUGCUCCCUCUGUGCUACCGGCCUGCCCUGACUUUCCACCAGGGCCUGCAGGACCCACACUCGUACAGAAGCUGCACAGUCAGCUGCACCGGCCCCCUUCACGCUCACCCCCUGCGCUAUGAGCAGAGGUAGAGGAGGGCCUCCCAGAGAACACUACCACCAGUAUCCACUACCCCACCUCCAGGCCAAGGACAAUUACAACAGGCCUGGCCCGUCCUCACUCUUCCCCAGAGCUGACCCGCAACUAAGACCAUUUUCAAGUUACUACAACAGCCCUGCCCCUCCUGUAGUGUCCACACAGCUCCCAGCUCCCUUUCUCAUCCCCUCUGCCCCACCCAUACCAAGCCACAAUAAAGUAGCCCAGAAACCAGUGACCCCUAACAAUUCACAUUAUCAGAACCACUUUCCCUGUCCUGCACCAAACUCAUUUAAGUACCAACAGGCAGAGUUCCUGAGAGGACAAAGCUCAGAGGCUCCACAGUUCAGAGCCGGUCUGCGAGGAGGGGGAGUGGUACCAGGUAGGCUGACCAGAUCCUCACAUCAGUCCCAGUCAGGGUACAGUAGAUUUCAAAAUCCUAACAGCAGCCCCAGGGGUAGAGGUGGGUAUAGCCAGGAGAAUAGCUUUGCAUACUCGCACAGUGUUGGACCCCAGCAAGGCCAUCGACACCUGAAUCAAACUCAUUUGCAAGGUAAAAAACACAACCAACACUCCAACAGACAAUGGUGCGGUCAAACCGACUCUCUUUGUGACAACUUUCAUAGUUUGUCUCUUCAUGGAGACUGGCCCAACAGAGGAGACAGGUUUGAGACACAUUCUGUAUCAAGCAGCUCAGCAGCUUCAAGCUUCAGUAAGAUCAACAUCACUCUCACUCCUGCCAUUCAGGACCAGGUACACAGGGCUUUGGCUGCGUUAAAGCCAACUGAGAGCAUCCCUGCAAAAGUGUUAGCCAAAAAGCUGCGUCUGCCCAAAAAGAUAGUGAACAAGGCCCUGUACUUGCUUGAACGCUCACAGAAAGCCUCUAAGCAAGGACUCCUCCCCCCUGAGUGGAGCCUUUACAGAGAACCUCUCAAUUCUGCAGAAUAUCACAACUCUCAAGCUCAAACGUCUCUAUCCUAUCUGUGUGUCGGUGUAGAGCAACCCCAACAACCUGAAGUCAAGGUUGAGCUUAAUACAGAGACAGUAGAGAAUAGGGGACAGGCCAAAGACGAGGACUCUGACACAGAAUCCAGUUUUUCGUACGGCUCUUCCUUGGAGUCAUCGGACCUUGAAGGAUCCGGGUCAUCAGUAAAAGGUCAGCACAAGAAUCAAUAUUGCAGCAGCAUCACCUCCCGUGAUCAGGAACUUCCCACAAUGACAGACCAAAAGGAGCUAGUACUCCGCUACCUCCUGGAGUCAGGAGAGGCAACCGCUCUUGUCAUAGCCAAAAAUCUGGGUUUAAGGAGUGCCAAGCAGGUCAAUCCCACACUUUAUGCUCUGGAGAAGCAAGGCGAAGUCGUUAAGAAUGGCGAAGUCAAUCCUUCUACCUGGGAGCUCUCCACCCGCCGCAGAGGGAGAAUGGAGAGGAGCCUCAAAGCUGCACAGAGCACCCCAGCUGAGGUGGUUCCGAUGGAGGAGGAUUGGAUGUCGCAGUCUGAUUCCUCCCUCCAGCGCCCCUCUUUUAGCCCAUGUAAAGCCAAAGAGACCAACGAAGGACAGUGGGCCACCGACGAUAUCCCAGUGUUCCUCAAUGCCAUUCGCAGGGAAACAGAUGCUGGAAAACUGGCGGCAGAGAAAACCAAUGCUGUGGGAACUGUCGCUGUCUCGCUGGCUGCCCCGCCUCCCCAGAACCUGUGGGCCAAGUUACAGGAAGUGAGGCUGAAGAACCCAGUCAGCGGCCUCAUGGAGUAUGCCCAGUAUCUGGGCCAGAACUGUGAGUUCUUGCUCCUUGACCAGUCGGGACCCUCCCACGACCCAAGAUUCCGUAUGCAGGUGAUGCUCAAUGGCCGAUUGUUUCCCAUCACAGAAGCUUCCAGUAAGAAGGUUGCAAAAAAGGAUGCGGCUGCGGCCACUCUGCGCAUUCUUAUCGCAGAGAUGGAGGGAGGGGCGAGCACAGGGGACAAUGGAAAUGCUGAAAGCACAGACAAAGUCAUGGAUCUACAACCUGACACCAGCGGGCCAGCUGAAAGCAUAGGAGACAUUUUUGGGUCCGGUGGUGUGGAAGGGAUAGAGAUGUCGGAGGGACCUCGCCAGCCGCUGUCCCGCUCUCUGCCUGGUGGGAAAAAUCCAGUGUCCGUCCUAAUGGAGUACAGCCAGCGCAGCGGGAACCCUAUCGAGUUUAUCAUCACCGGGCAGGCAGGCCCACCACAUGACCCACGGUUCAUGUACAGGGUGAAAGUUGGGGAGAACUUGUUUGCAGAGUCGUCUGCUCCAAGUAAGAAGGCAGCCCGGCAGCUGGCAGCAGAGGAGGCCGUCAAAGAAUUAAUGGCUGACGGGAGGUUGCAGCUCAACAAGCCUCAGUUGCCCCUAGGCUCCUCCAGUGAUAGUGAUGGUUCUGGGACCACGUGUCCCUCUCUGCCUCCUCUGACUGUAGAUGAGUUGCGAGCAGCUCAUGAGGCAGGGGUUGGGGACCUCAUCAACCACCUGAACAACAACGCAGUGUCAGGUCUUCUGGAGUACGCCAGAGCCCGUGGCUUUGCUGCAGAGAUCCGCCUCGUUGGCCAGUCCGGGCCAGCACAUGAGCCUAAGUUCACCUACCAGGCUAAGCUCGGUGGGCGGUGGUUUCCUCCAGUCUGUGCAUCCAACAAGAAACAGGGAAAACAGGAAGCAGCAGAUGCCGCUCUCCGGGUUCUGAUUGGAGAAGCUGAGAGGGCAGCCCGCACUGGGGAGCUUAUCCCGGCCGAGCUUCCAGUGAGUGGCAGCACUUUGCACGACCAGAUAGCGAUGUUGAGUCACCAGCGUUUCAAUGCCUUGACGACACGUAUCCAGCACAGCCUUCUGGGACGGAAAAUCCUGGCUACCAUCGUCAUGAGGAAGGGGGAGGGACUAGGGACUGUUGUCAGCCUGGGAACUGGAAAUCGCUGCGUUAAAGGGGAAGAGCUGAGCCUUAAAGGGGAGACAGUUAAUGACUGCCAUGCUGAAAUUAUUUCCAGAAGGGGAUUUCUUAGGUAUCUGUACAGCGAGCUGCUGAAGCACUACGAUGGCGCAGAGGACAGUAUAUUUGAGCCGGCGGAGGACAGCAAACUGCGGAUCAAAUCUGACAUCACCUUUCACCUUUACAUCAGCACAGCACCGUGUGGGGAUGGGGCUCUGUUUGAUAAGUCCUGCAGUGAGUCCGGAGAUGACGUCGAGGGCCACCAGCCUCUGUUUGAGAAUACAAAGCAGGGAAAGCUCCGCACCAAAGUGGAGAACGGUGAGGGCACCAUCCCAGUGGAGUCGAGUGCCAUUGUGCCGACCUGGGACGGCAUCCAGCAUGGAGAGAGGCUGCGGACCAUGAGUUGCAGUGAUAAGAUCCUGCGCUGGAACGUACUGGGCCUGCAGGGGGCAUUGCUCACCCAUUUCAUGCAUCCCAUCUACCUAAAGUCCAUCACACUUGGUUAUCUCUACAGCCACGGUCACCUGACACGUGCUGUCUGCUGUCGACUGGCUAGGGACGGUGAAGUGUUUGUCGAGAGUCUUCCUAGUCCAUUCAUGCUCAACCACCCAGAGGUGGGCAGGGUGAGUGUGUACGACUCCACACGUCACACGGGAAAGACCAAAGAGUCCAGUGUGAACUGGAGCUUUCCAGACCAGCACAGUGUAGAGGUGCUGGACGGGACCAAAGGCAAACUGGAUGGGAACAAACAGAGCGUGUCCCGUGUGUCCAAGUCCAACUUGUUCUGUCUGUUCCGCUCUCUGUGUCAGCGGUGUGGCCGCACAGACCUCCUCUCCCUGUCAUCAUAUGCCCACGCCAAGAUAGCGGCCAUGUCCUUCCAAUUAGCAAAGCAGCAGUUCUUCCAAGGUCUCGGCGUCCACGGUUACGGUGCCUGGAUCAGCAAACCGCUGGAAGAGAAGAGCUUCGAGUCAGGAGAGGGAACGUGGAAAAAUGGAGCAAGUUUCCCUGUGGGAUAUGGCGGCAGUAGAAACGGAGGAGCGUUAGAGCCCAAGCAGGAGGAGGCAUAGAACAGUGCAUUAUUAAGUGAGUAUAUAACUGUGGAGGAAGAAAAAAGCACAAGCCAGGGGCACAUGUGAAGGGAGAAAGAAAAGGACAAUCAAACUAUGUGUAGCCAGUGGCCAGAACCGUAACAUCUGAUGGAACGUGGUUAACGGCUGCUGAGGAAGAGCGAUAGAAAAGAACAAUGUGAAUGAGAGGGAGACGACAAGGGCAAAGCCUGAUGGCUGAAUGUGGUCAGAGUGGACACACAGAGCUUAGAAAGAGAUUCAGAGGGAAAACAAAAAGAUAUAAACACUACAUGAAAAAGGAAUUGGUUUGAAGUCAAUAAAUCAACCUGACAAGCACUGCUACAAAGCUGAUCUGUUAGUUUACCAGAUGAUAACUGCUUGUGUCUUGAUCCUAUACGUUAUUUUCAGAUUGUAAUUUCAAUUUGUCUUUGUGAUAAUAGUGCUUCACUCAGUUUUUCUGACCAUUGAGAUUAUUCAGCUUCAUUUGGCAAGUGUUUGUUUGAUUUUUGCCAUGAGAGCUUGAGUAGCUGACUAGUGCUGCUAAUUUAGUGUUCAGCCUAUCACAAGCCUGCAUUGUCGCAGUGUUUGUAUAUGUUAAGUUGAAUUAGCAUUCAGAUGUCAUGAAGUGAUUAUUAUUUGUUCUACUCCCUGUGUUCUACUUCAUGGAAACACAUGCAACUGCUUUAUGACAAAGAGCAAAAACAACAGUGGUCUUUUUUUUUUUUUUUUCAGUCAUCGAUUGACUCAAUGUACUUAAUCUGGAAAUCAGUACUUGCUGGCUACAGUCGCAGCUUACAUUGUAAAUUCAUAACUUUCACUGUAAAUGAGACCAUCAAUAAAAACGUACUCUGAUCAG
Paralichthys olivaceus (Japanese flounder) is the source of this 5642-nucleotide messenger RNA. It is a transcript of the gene adar, whose product is annotated as adenosine deaminase RNA specific. The record is from RefSeq and is a predicted model, not a curated record. Gene Ontology annotation, cellular component: cytoplasm; nucleolus. Gene Ontology annotation, biological process: RNA processing; adenosine to inosine editing. Gene Ontology annotation, molecular function: double-stranded RNA adenosine deaminase activity; tRNA-specific adenosine deaminase activity; double-stranded RNA binding. NCBI's taxonomy places the organism in Eukaryota, Metazoa, Chordata, Actinopteri, Pleuronectiformes, Paralichthyidae.